Molecule: messenger RNA, 1886 nt
Organism: Pseudonaja textilis
Lineage: Eukaryota; Metazoa; Chordata; Lepidosauria; Squamata; Elapidae
Gene: IDS
Product: iduronate 2-sulfatase
Cellular component (GO): cytoplasm
Molecular function (GO): iduronate-2-sulfatase activity
Source: RefSeq, a predicted model, not a curated record
CUGGCUGGCUGGCCGGCGAACACCUUCCCCGGCGGGGCUAUGGCUCCGGCGAGGCUCCAGCUCGGGUUCCUUGGCGCCUUCUGGGUCUGGCUGGGCUCCCUGAUGGGCGGAGGAUUGGCUGAGGAUGCCCAGAGGCCCAUCCGUGAAGGCUUAAAUGUUCUCUUUGUGGUGGUGGAUGACUUGCGCCCUGCCUUGGGGUCUUACGGGGACCCCCUGGUGAGAUCACCCAACAUUGAUCAGCUGGCUUCCAGAAGCAUGGUGUUCCAGAAUGCUUUUGCCCAGCAAGCUGUCUGUGCCCCAAGCAGAGUCUCCUUCCUCACAGGCCGCCGACCAGAUUCCACCAGGCUGUAUGACUUCAACUCGUACUGGCGAACCCACGCAGGAAACUUCACCACAUUGCCGCAGUACUUCAAGGAAAACGGCUACAUCACCAUGUCCAUUGGGAAGGUGUUCCACCCAGGCAUCUCCUCAAACCACAGUGACGAUUAUCCGUACAGUUGGUCCUUUCCGGCUUUCCACCCGUCUUCUGAAAAAUACGAGAACACGAAGGUUUGCAAAGGCAAAGAUGGAAAGCUUCACGCCAAUUUGAUCUGUCCUGUGGAGGUUGCCGAGAUGCCCGAGGCUACUUUGCCAGAUAUCCAGAGUACCGAGGAGGCCAUCCAUUUGUUGAAGAGUCUGCAGGGAAUCAAGAGGAAGUUUUUUCUGGCUGUCGGCUAUCAUAAACCCCACAUCCCAUUCAGAUACCCUCGGAAAUUUCUCAAAUUGUACCCGUUGGAAAAUGUCACCUUGGCUCCUGACCCAGCAGUUCCUAAAAAACUUCCUUCCGUCGCCUACAAUCCCUGGACAGACCUAAGGCGGAGAGAGGACGUGGCUGCCUUCAAUCUCAGUUUCCCUUAUGGGCCCAUUCCAGAACACUUCCAGCGGAAGAUUCGCCAGAGUUAUUUUGCCUCCGUCUCCUACGUCGAUACCCUGGUGGGAAAGUUGUUGAAUGCCCUGGAUGAGGCAGAGCUAUCUCACAACACCAUGGUGGUUUUCACCGCGGACCACGGCUGGUCAUUGGGUGAGCAUGGCGAGUGGGCGAAAUACAGCAACUUUGACGUAGCCACCCGAGUGCCACUGAUGUUCUAUGUGCCAGGAGUGACAACUCCAAUCUCUUAUCCAGGACAGAAACUUUUCCCAUUCAUUGACCCCUUUGCUCAAGAUUCCUGCUCUGGGCUUCCAGGAAAACCCAAAGAAAUAGUUGAGUUGGUGUCUCUCUUCCCGACGCUUGCAGAACUGGUUGGACUGGCCGUUCCACCUGCGUGUCCUCAGCCCUCCUUCCACGUGCCUCUUUGCAGUGAAGGGAAGAGCUUGGCGCAGUACUUCCCAUCCUCCAGCGGGGAGAAGAAGAACCAUGGCUCCAAACGAAAAGAAACCCCGGUUGCCUUCAGCCAGUACCCGCGUCCGGGAGACAUCCCUGCGCCGAAUUCUGAUUUGCCGUUACUUCAAGAUAUACGAGUCAUGGGCUAUUCCAUCCGUACGGAUGAUUGCAGGUGUACUGUCUGGUUUGGGUUUAAUCCCAACAACUUCACGGUCGACGUGAAAGAUAUCCAUGGGGGAGAACUGUAUUUUGAGAAAAGUGACCCCAAUGAAGAUCAUAACCGGUACAACGAAUUCCUGCGUGGAUUCCCGCUUCCGAAGCGUUGUCCUCUAGUCGAUUGUUUGAAAUUGGGGGUCAAUUCAGUGAACCUCUGCUAAGGCAUUGACCUCCCUGUGGCUCAUGUGUAUGUCCUGCUUUGUGUUAUAUACACAAAGACGCCUCCAAGGGUGACCAUUUUUGUAUCAAAAGGUUUUAAAUGCUGAUAUAAGAAUACAUUUGAAUAUGUAUAUAUAUAUGUUCAUGAAAA